GGCUGAACAUUGCUCAAAUAAACAUACACCCAGUUUGUUUGGACUUAGUAUGACCCGUUUAUGUUGUCCUCAUGAUUUUCCUUUGGGAUUUGAAAGGAGGCACCAACUUGGACAUGGAUGAAAAGUCAGUCAGUAAAGAGUUGGACAUGUGGAUUGAACAGCUCAAUGAGUGCAAGCAACUGCGGGAAAAUCAAGUCCAAGAACUUUGUGAAAGGGCUAAGGAGAUCCUGGAAAAGGAGUCCAACGUGCAGGAGGUGAGAUGCCCGGUGACGGUUUGUGGAGAUGUUCACGGUCAGUUUUAUGACCUCAUGGAGCUUUUCAAGAUUGGCGGGAAGUCCCCCGACACCAACUAUCUCUUCAUGGGCGACUAUGUGGACAGAGGCCAUUAUUCUGUGGAGACAGUGACACUCCUUGUUUGUCUGAAGGUCAGAUUUCGUGAAAGAAUCACCAUUCUGAGAGGGAACCAUGAGACGAGACAGCUCACACAUGUGUACGGCUUCUACGACGAGUGCUUGAUGAAAUAUGGAAAUGCCAAUGUUUGGAAGUACUUUACUGAUCUUUUCGAUUAUUUGCCCUUGACUGCUCUGGUAGAUAACCAGAUUUUGUGCCUGCAUGGAGGAUUGUCUCCUUCAAUAGUCACACUGGAAAACAUCCGAGCACUGGAUCGCUUGCAGGAGGUUCCUCACGAGGGUCCAAUGUGUGACCUGUUAUGGUCCGAUCCAGAUGAGCACUGUGGAUGGGACAUCUCGCUCCGUGGUGCCGGUUACACCUUUGGCCAGGACAUCUCAGAGACUUUUAACCAUGCAAACGGCCUUACUUUAGUUUCACGAGCCCACCAGCUGGAAAUGGAGGGCUUUAACUGGUACCAUGACAAAAAUGUUGUGACGAUCUUCAGUGCACCAAACUAUUGUUAUCGUUGUGGAAACAAGGCAGCGAUCAUGGAACUUGAAGACACACUGAAAUGCUCCUUCCAACAGUUUGACCCCGCCCCGCGCAAAGGAGAGCCCCAAUUGUCGUGGCGAUCUCCAGACUACUUCCUCUAAAGAUCUUGAGAUGGUGAACUUUGGUCAACAAAUGUGUGCCACCAUAUUGAUAAAGAACUGGAAGCAGGAACUCUAUCAUAGACCUCUGCACAUCAAAAAGACUGCAAAACUAUUGUCAAACAGGAAGGACAUUUGCGUAAUAGCACUUAGGCCAGUGAUGUAUCAUUAUCAGAGAUCUGAAAUUAUUCUGUUCUUUGUGCAAUAUUUAAUUUUCUGUCAGAGCAAUGGCAUCACAUUUUGCAUACUCUGCAAAAUUGCAAAUGGUAUCAACGGUGAUGAUAACGUCAUAGUUUGCAGACACUAAUUAAGCACAGAUGCCUAGAAAUACUUAAUUGAGCGAUGAUGGCAAAGGAAAAAAAGACUGUCUGGGUGAUACAUAACUGCAUAUCAUAUAAAUUCACAGAUACCAUGCACAUAGGGCUUGUAGGGUCUAUGAAUAGCGUGGGGGUUGCCAUCAGAGUAAUCUAAUUUGACACAUGGGAAGCGUUAUAAUUUUCUGUCAUGCUGUGAUGUGAUCUCUCUUUGCAGGGGCAGAUGAGUCCCAAAUACCGCCAAAGUCGAACACCACAAAAGUGGUACAGCUUGGACUUCUACCAAUUUUCUGGGGGCAAAAAUAGGACUUCAAUUUCACCAAAAGUGUUAAAACCAUGUGUAACUGUCUGUGAAACCGAUUUCAUUCCCUAUGUAAAUGUAUUUUUCAUGUUAUAAAAAUACAAAUUAGAUUUUGAGUUCAGGAAGUAUUUUGAAAAAUUAAUAAAUAGGAAUAUAAAUAAAAGACAAUAAAUAGAGUUAAAAGGUUUAUGUAAUAGCAAAGCAAAUUUAUAU
Phycodurus eques (leafy seadragon) is the source of this 1868-nucleotide messenger RNA. Its product is annotated as serine/threonine-protein phosphatase 2A catalytic subunit alpha isoform-like. The coding region runs from base 72 to 1043 and encodes 323 amino acids. Gene Ontology annotation, cellular component: cytosol. Lineage: Eukaryota; Metazoa; Chordata; Actinopteri; Syngnathiformes; Syngnathidae. The record is from RefSeq and is a predicted model, not a curated record. Gene Ontology annotation, molecular function: protein serine/threonine phosphatase activity. The transcript is spliced from 7 exons. Gene Ontology annotation, biological process: mitotic cell cycle; peptidyl-serine dephosphorylation.